ACUUUCCACGUAGCCUUUAGACAGAUCGGACGUGUGUAAGAGCGGAUCUGUUGGAUCGAACUGACUACAGCUUCGAGGUUAGCAAGGAUACAUUACGAAAGAAAGGAAGAUGAAUUUAAGGAUUCAAUUGAGUUUCUUGGCUUUAAUGCUAUUAGGUUCUUUGUGGGUGGUUUCUGCACAAGUUGAAUGCUACUCGUGUUCGUAUACAUACCGAGAUGAGGAGACUGAGAGCGAUAAUAGUAACUGCAAAACCCCAACGCAAGCUGACACCAGCACCACAACGUGCCCUACUACAUCCUCAUGCUAUGUACAGAGUUCAAUCUCUUCUUCAUCGAGUGUUCGGUUUCCAGGCAGCAUCACCUACACGCGUGGAUGUGGGGAUCCAGAUGACUGCGUCACUGACUGUCGGAAGGACCCCAGAGACUGCAGGAAAUGUUGCACAGGCGAGCGUUGCAACACCGCCACCUUACAAUCACACCUGAGUGACAAUGCUCUGACUAACACCUGCCACCGAUGCCAGUACUCGGAGGUACCAGGUACCCGGAGUGACACCGGAUGCGCACAAGGUUCCUUCGAUGCCUCUUCAGCCCAAGUAUACAGUGUUGAGUGUCCGGGGCUGUGCUACAGCGCUACAGCCAGAUUUGAUGGAGUACAGGACAUCAUCCGAGGCUGUCUCUACCAUGGGAAUCAAUGUUCCUAUGAUAAACUUGUUUAUAGCGGUAUUCCUGCCUCCGUCGUGGAUGGACGUGAUGAUGUGAAAUACGAUCUCUCAUGCUGUAUUGGCGACAAUUGCAACACCGCUACCGCUCUCUCCGUCGGAUUGGUGGCAGUCUUGCUGUCACCCGUGUUGAGUUUGAUUGUGGUCUAUAUGUAGGAUGUUGGAACCUAAAGACUCCGUAGUUGACAGGCUGUAAACGUAAAAGCAGUGGCGUAUCUGUGUGACAGGGACAAUGGCGCCCGAAGCAAAUUACAAAAUUGUGCCCCCUACAUACACCUGGUGGGGGGGGGGGGGGGCGUUUCACAAAACUUGUCAUCAGUGACAAAUGACAGUUUUUGUUGUAAGCUACUGAAAUCCUUGCUUCUAAUUGGUUAUUAACAGAUUUGUCACUGAUUUUUGUCAUUUUUCAUUGAUGACUAGGCUUUGUGAAACGGGUCCCUGUCCUGUCAGCUCAAAGGUACACACCAGAUUUCCUCACCUUUUCACUACGUCUGUCCCUUAACUGAGAUAUGUAUCCAAAGUUUUUUUAAUGGCUAUACUAGGUUCGGAGCAAAACGACUGACUGAUAGAUUAUUUAACCAAAAGUCACCAAAAUAACAUAAAAAGUGAUUUAUUUAAAAAAUAAAAAAA
Messenger RNA from Strongylocentrotus purpuratus (purple sea urchin), 1348 nucleotides. RefSeq lists its product as uncharacterized. Bases 110 to 874 code for a protein of 254 amino acids. The transcript is spliced from 4 exons. NCBI's taxonomy places the organism in Eukaryota, Metazoa, Echinodermata, Echinoidea, Camarodonta, Strongylocentrotidae. The record is from RefSeq and is a predicted model, not a curated record.